AUGGGCGAAGAUAUCAUGACAACCACUGAACUAUUUCCAUCACAAAACUUGGACCAAAUUUUAGAUGAUGACACAAUAGCUCUACAGUUAUCAAGACCUGCCACAGAUGAUGACACUCCACAUUUGAUAGCUAAUCAAAAUGAGGAUGGAGCUAUUGGACAUAUAAUAAUUUUCCUAUUCGAUGAUAGAGGAAGAGUUUCCGAGGAAAGAUUAAGGAUGAAGGAUGUUUUGGUACUCCCAGAUCACAAAAAAGUGAUUGUGCCAUGGAAUGAGACCGAUCAGCCUAUUGAGGAUGCUUCUUCACUUCUGCAUGGUGUUUUAGGACAUCUAGCUUGUAAUGUCAAUCUUUUCCCCGUAUCUUAUGAACGAUGGCCUGAUGUACCUCCCAUUUAUAAGGAAGAAAUUUGGAAACUGAUUGAGAGCAAGUUUGCACUUUCAACUGAUCAACAAAGGGCAUAUUGUAUGGGAAAUAUGGGUAAAAAGUGGAAGGACAAUAGGUACAGGUUGUGUGCUGAGUUUUACAAUAAAAUUGCAAGUUUGGACCAAAACAUAGACAAUUAUCCUGAUGGCAUGACUAGAGAGCAGUGGGCUGGUUUCCUGGCCUAUAAGAAAAGUGACAAAGCAAAGAAAUAUAGUGAGAUUAAUACAAAAAAUAGAGCAAAGCAGACCAUAAUGCAUACACUUGGUUCCAAAUCAAUUGCAAAGACAAAACACGAAUUGGAAAAAAAAUAUGGAUGCAAAAUUAGUAGGGGGGAGAUGUUUGGCAUUGCACAUACAAAAAAAGAUGGUAACUUUGUUAGUGACGAAGCUAGAUUGAAGAAUGAUGAAUUACUGGAAGAUUUGGAGGAUGUAUCUGAUGAAGAUGAGGCAUAUGAAUUUACGUUUGGGAAGGAGCACCCGGGACGUGUAAGAGGAAUGGGGUUUGGCGUGGUUCCAUCUCAAAUACGUAAGCGAUCACGUGUUUCGGGAUCAUCUUCAAACAAUUCUGGUCCUACACAAGCUGAGUACAAUACCCUUAAAGAAGAACUUGACACCAUAAAGACACAGAUGGCAACAAUAUUGCAGCAUAUUGGUGCUCCAAUGCCCCCUAAUUUGAACUCAAAUCAGGUUGCAGAUUUGGGUUCCCCAGGACUUAAAAGAUCUUCACAUGCUAGCCAUACUCCACAUGUUGAAGUACCAGAUUUAUCACCUUGGGUUCCACCUCCACCACCUCAGCCUUGA
Molecule: messenger RNA, 1221 nt
Organism: Gastrolobium bilobum
Lineage: Eukaryota; Viridiplantae; Streptophyta; Magnoliopsida; Fabales; Fabaceae
Exons: 7
Coding region: 1-1221 (406 amino acids)
Source: RefSeq, a predicted model, not a curated record